GUGUGUGUGUGGUAUGUGGUUAAACUGGUUCUCCAACAGGUGAGCUGCAGUUAAGUGCGUGGGUUUCCGGGGAAAUAAAAAAGUUAUGUGUUUGAUUCACGAGUCCAAUCUCUGAGUCUGACCUGGUUCUGCUUCUGGAUCUUACCAAGUGGAGUUUUAGUGGCGAAGCGGAGAUCCUGCAGAUUACACACACACACACACACACUCUCUCUCUCCUUUGGUUUUAGCUCGCAGCGCAACUGAGCGCCAGCUCCUGGGGAUCUUCAGCAGGACGUUUUGCAGCUCUGAUGAAGAGAAGAUGGUGAGAUAUACAGCAGUGUGUUUCAGCCUGAUGGUGGUGUUUCAGCUCACAUUAUCACGCUGCCUAAACAACAACAACAACAACAACAACAACAACAACCACAACAACAUGUUUCUCCACGAGACCUCAGCAGACUCGUUCCUGUCUCGCUCGUUGCUUUACAACAGCUGGGAUUUUGAGCUGGUGACUCCAGGGAACUUGGAGAGAGAGUGUGAGGAGGAGAUCUGCUCUUAUGAGGAGGCCAGAGAGGUGUUCGAGGAUGACACAAAGACGGCAGUGUUUUGGAAGACGUACAUAAACAAGCACGACCUCCGUGUGGACAUAUCUGGUCUGGCGGCCGGGAUUGUAGCUGCUGUGGUGUUGACUGUCAUCGUGCUGAUACUGUCUGCUACUGCUGCAAGAAAAAUAAAAACUGUGAGACGAACGGGAAGUGUCCCGGUGCGGAUGGCUGCAGACGGACGUGCAGCCCAGGAGACGGUUCCUCUGUCCAAUAUUGCAGCUCCUGGUUUACCGAGUUACAACGAGGCCCUGAACUGCAGCGGGCAGUACGAUGCCCCUCCACCUCCUUACACUGGAGAGGAACCCAGUGCUCCUGCAGAACCUCAGACUGAGGAGUGAGAGGAGGAACCUGCAGGUUGGUCUGUGGACAGCAGGAGGUUCAGAGUUCAGGGUUCAGGGUUUGGUCAUGUGAUCUUGGGGUUUUAUUGAACGGAGCGUCGGUGCGGUGACGCCGUACAACUCCACAAGAGAAUUUAUUAAAGAAAUGCUUCCUGUUUUACUUUCACUCUCAUGGCCUGUGAGUGUGUGUGUGUGUGUGUGUGUGUGUGUGUGUGUGUGUGUGUGUGUGCGCGUGUGUGUGUUUUGUAUUGUAACAAUGUUAUUCUUUUAAAAAAUAAAUCCUUUUUUUGUUUAAAAUUGUUAUUUCUUUUUAAUAUUAAUAGUUGAAAUAAACCUGGGAAUGGA
Molecule: messenger RNA, 1264 nt
Organism: Silurus meridionalis
Lineage: Eukaryota; Metazoa; Chordata; Actinopteri; Siluriformes; Siluridae
Gene: prrg2
Product: proline rich Gla (G-carboxyglutamic acid) 2
Exons: 7
Coding region: 299-919 (206 amino acids)
Cellular component (GO): extracellular region
Molecular function (GO): calcium ion binding
Source: RefSeq, a predicted model, not a curated record